Messenger RNA from Pseudophryne corroboree (corroboree frog), 4514 nucleotides. RefSeq names its product kinesin family member 24 (gene KIF24). Gene Ontology annotation, cellular component: microtubule. Gene Ontology annotation, biological process: microtubule depolymerization; microtubule-based movement. The record is from RefSeq and is a predicted model, not a curated record. NCBI's taxonomy places the organism in Eukaryota, Metazoa, Chordata, Amphibia, Anura, Myobatrachidae. Bases 180 to 4241 code for a protein of 1353 amino acids. Gene Ontology annotation, molecular function: microtubule motor activity; microtubule binding; ATP binding. The transcript is spliced from 13 exons.
GACGGCGAGAGCGGCGUUGCCAUGGAUACGGAGACAGCUGUGUUCCCAGGAACGGUUGGAGUUGGCAGCAGCGCGGUGGGAGCGGAACCCGGAGCCUCCGGAACCCCCGGAACUCCCCGAAACCCCGGCCGUGCGCGGAGACAGGUGCUGACCGUGAGCGGACCGCUGGGCUGCGGGAGAUGGCCUCCUGCCUCCUGGAGUGCCUCUGUGAGGCUGAGCUGGGGCAGUACUACCCACACUUCCUGGCUAUGGGAUUGCAGAAGAUUGAGGAGUUGGCAGAGGUCACCAUGAAGGAUUACUCCAAGCUGGGAGUGCAUAGUAUGGAGGACCGCAAGCGCCUCUUCCAGCUGAUUAAAAUAAUUCAGAGCGUGGCAGCUGAGGACAGCGAUGGGAGAACACCCCUGCAGCCGGGCUGCGUCUACCUGCAGCCCCCUCACAACCGCUCUGCCACCAGGAGGCAGCUGCAGUUUGACUUCUCCUAUGAGACGGACGGAGACGAGUUCCCAUCAUCUAAAUCCUUUCGUAACCAUUUCAUUAAGCACCCUGCAGAAAUCUGCGACAGGGCGCCACCUGUUGGCCAGUACCAUGGCCAGAGGCUCCCCACAGCACCGGAAGAGGAGAGUCCAGCUGAAGGGUCCCGCCUGGAGGCACUGAGGGGCACAGCACCAGGCCUUAGAGACACGGAGGGCCCAGUUAUUCACAGAGUGAUGCACGUGUCGGGGUAUAACUAUGGCGUGCCACAGACGCACUUACGGCCCAGCGCUGCGGACAAAGAGGAACCCUGGACGGAUAGCGAUAAAAUCCGCGUUUGUGUCCGCAAGCGCCCUCUAGGCCUAAGAGAGGAGCGCCGCGGGGAAUUGAACGUGGUGAGCGUGGAGGACGGACAAACUGUUCUAAUUUACGAGCGGAAAGAAGCGGUCAAUCUGAAGGAAUAUAUUCUCCAGCACGUGUUUUACUUUGAUGAUGUGUUUAGCGAGACGUUGACCAAUCAGGAUGUGUACAUGAAGACUGCGUACCCACUCAUCCAGCAUGUGUUUAACGGCGGGAAUGCUGCAUGUUUUGCAUAUGGCCAGACCGGAGCCGGUAAAACGUACACCAUGAUCGGCACCCAGAAGAACCCUGGACUCUACGCCCUGGCUGCUAGGGACAUCUUCCAGCAACUUGAGUCCUCCCAGCCCAGAAAAGACCAGACUGUCUGGAUCAGCUUUUUUGAAAUUUACUGCGGACAACUGUACGACCUGUUAGAUGGCAGGAAAAGGCUCCAUGCUAGAGAGGACGGGAAGCAUGUGGUUCAGGUUGUGGGACUGAGAGAAGUUCAAGUCAAAAAUGUGGAUUUCCUUCUGGAGAUGAUCCUGAAGGGCAGCAGAGAACGCAGCACCGGAGCCACCGGGGUCAAUUCCGACUCUUCCCGCUCACAUGCUGUCAUUCAGAUCCAGAUCAAAGAUGGCGGGAGCCGCAAACUCGGGAGAAUGUCUUUCAUUGAUUUAGCUGGAAGUGAGAGAGCCUCUGACGCCAGGGAAUCCGACAAACAAACCAAGAUGGAGGGAGCCGAAAUAAACCAGAGUCUCCUCGCUCUGAAAGAGUGUAUCCGUGCACUGGACCAGGAGCAGGCUCACACCCCCUUCCGUCAGAGCAAGCUCACCCAGGUGCUGAAAGAUUCUUUUAUAGGAAACGCAAAGACUUGUAUGAUCGCUAAUAUAUCUCCAAGUCACAUAGCUACUGAGCACACGCUGAACACUCUGCGCUAUGCCGACAGGGUAAAAGAAUUAAAAAAGGGAAUGAGAUGCACAACGUCCUGCACUAAUCGCAGCAGAUCUGCUUCAGGGUUCUCUCCAAAACGGGUCCAGAAUUCUUCUUCUAUGCCGGGGGAAAAAAUAUCGCCUAAGAAAGUAAAAUUGGGAUUACAGCACCCCUCCACCACCUCGAAUACCCUAAAGUCCAAGUCCUAUCCUUCUGUCUUCCAUCCGUCUAAUAUACCGCUGUCUUCCACUCCCAAAACCUGUACGAAACCAAAUACCGUGAAAGGGAGCCCUGGCCAAGCCUGGAUCGCUCACACCACCCCAGUCAAAGGAUUUAUUAAGAUUGGUAAAAAAAAGACCGAAAAUAACCAGGAUCAGAAUCCUACGCCCAGGAAUCCUUGUGGCAAUAAAUCACAGAUGUCACAUGAAUUUAGAGAAAAUAAUUUUAGCCACAGUCGUCAGAAUUUGCAAAGAGUACAAGCCGUACAGCCUGUGCAGAAGCAAAUUGUGCCAAGGGCUGGGACAUCAUUGGAGAAUAACAAUACAAGAGCUUUUAGUUCUGGUGAUGGUCCAGUCCGCAGAAAUGCCAGCAGUGAUUUGGGGGUUCUUCCAGAGCAGAAGGAAAGGGAGGAACGCUUGAGAUUUUAUCAUCAGCAGUUCCAACACCCACCGAUUCUCCAUCAGAAACUACAAUAUCAACCUCUUGAAAAGAUUUUAGACCGUUAUAAGCCGCAAGAGGUUACAGUUGGCCAUAUCAUCAGCCCAACUCCACCGUGUGAAGGACAGUCCCAGGAAGACCCAGAUGACAGCGAUUUUAGCGAAGACUCCUUCUCAUAUGCUUCCAAUCAGAAGAAAGGAAGAAAAGAGGAGAUGGUCCGUGAAAGACUUUCAUUUUUUCUUCACCAGGGUUCGCCAAACACUGAGAUCAGGAAGUGCUCUGGUAGGGGUCAAGGAUUGUGCUUUAAUUAUUCCGAAUCACGGGAGUACAAAAACAUGGUGAGCUGUAAUUGUGCGAGUGGCUGUGGUUUGGCAGAGAGAAAGAGGACAGGACAUGGUGACCAUUCUUCAUGGAGUUCUCAAGAUGAUUCCACCAGUGCACACGGCUCGUCGGACAUCAGCAAUACUCCAGAAAAGCCAUAUUCUUCUCAUGAGGACCUACCGAACCAGCUAAAGAAAAAGAAAGAUCCUUCUGUCAUGCCCAGUCCUGUGGAGGACGUAUCUAGUGCUUUUGGUCCAUUACAGGAACAGGGUGAUAGAACUCUUCCUUUACUAGGGGCCCAAGCUGCAAGAGCCAUGUUGAGCAGCAUGGACGCUGGAGAGUCCAUGAAUAAGUCAUCAGACUCUGCCUCUGAAUUGAUGCCCCCUCUCACUGUGUCGUUGCUCCAGGAUAACUGGUCACUGGAGGCUACUCCUGACCUGGAACCCCACGAGUCCUCAAGAUCUGAUGGCGGGGCAGGGAAUACAACUUCUGAGAAGGAUGCGGCUAUAGAUUCUCACACAAAUGACAGGUCUGUCGAAAAUAAUCUGUCAGCACUUGUCAAACAGAUGCUGCGAUAUAAUGAAAGCUUGCAUGCUCAGAACUCCCAGCAAAGAGCCAAGGACCGCCCUCCAGAAGCCAACAAUGGUUCCCAGCCAUGUUCCGGUGGCUCACCAAGCUCUAGGCAAAAUAGUUCCUUCAGCAUCAGUGAUUCUUCCUACUUAGAUGUUGCAAUUUCCAGAUCUGGUGACCUGGUCAGUCACUAUUAUGAUGCGGAUACUGAAGAAAGCAGCUCAGAUCCUAAAAAGCAUGAGAUUGCUCCUCUGCCUCGGGGGCUUGGUAGGAAGACUUUUGAGGAAACAGUUGAAGCUGCCAAAGACAAACAUGAGAACAACCUAACUCCAAAUAAGGCCAAGGCAGACGUCUUUAAAGUGAUCACUAGUAAACCAUCCAAAUGUAACGGCUCUCCUACAGAGAGCGACGGUCACUACCAAGAGUCACCUGUCGCUGACACAGAUUGCAAAUGUUCUGAACUCUCCAGAAGGUUGCCUUUCCGAGACUGUGACCUGGAGCAUCUUAAAAACAGACUAAUGAAAUGUCUAUUUCCCCACCAUGGUAUCCAGGAUGAGAAGAUGCCAAGAUGUGCCCAGAGCAGAGAGGAGAGUAGUUCCAGGACUAAUGUGGGCACUGCCACCCAGUUACAGCCCAUCCACAUGAAUGUUCACCAAGACAAAAGCCUGGAAAAAGCCCAGCAGCUUAUUGUACAAGCACAUUGUAAAGCGCUAAACGAGAUGUCUGCUCUUUGCACAGAGGAGGAGAUGCUUCUGAGUCGUGUAUCUAAUACGGGUUUUCAGGACUAUGUAAAGAAGCUGGAUGAGAUUCUGGCCGUAAAGUGUAGACACAUUGAGAGCCUGCGGGCCCAGCUGCAGAUGUUCCUGGGUUAUUCGUCCGCAGAGUCAUCCGCUCGCUCCUCCGUGCAGGAACAUAAUGACCAGGAGGUGAUAGACUGUCUGUGCUGCUCUUAGUAGUCUCUCUCUUCCUGACUAACCCUCAGCUACAGCCCCAAACACGCCGGACGAGGACACUGGAGACCUCAGUGGCCGCACUGGAUUUGCACACACUGCUCUCCCCCUAGACAUAUUCUAUAAUGUAGGUGCUCGGUGGAAUCUGUCUUCAUUACCAGUCCUCAUCAUCCAGCUCAGGGCUAUUUAUCUGGAGCGAUGACUGGGCCGUAGCUCUGCAUAAAAAACUUGUGUGUAUUAUAGAAUAAUGUAUAUUAAAGCAGCAGGACAGUAAGA